AUGUUUGUUGAAGGAACAAUAAAGCUACCGAAUUGUUUGGUCCGACUAGAAAAUGCAGUCGGAUUUGUUCAAGUGAAAUAUAACGAAAAUUUUAUUGAAAAACAUACAAAAAUAUCGUUCUCGAUCAAAGCAAAUCAUUAUGGAGUAUUAUUUAUCAAUGGUUUCAAAAUGAAAGAAAAGUAUUGUGGUGUUGAUGAAUGCUCAUUGUUUUCAAGAUCGACAGUGAUUGGAACAUGUACAACAGCUAGUACAUGUGCAAGUACUGAAGUCAGAUAUGAGAGUGUCUACGAAGCUACAUCACUUGGUGAACAAUUCGAAGCUAUACUCAAUUUCAUUCGACGAAUGCGUGUACAAGCAAAUGUCGAAUAA
This is a messenger RNA of Rotaria sp. Silwood1, 369 nucleotides long. The record is from the annotation of a GenBank genome assembly. Lineage: Eukaryota; Metazoa; Rotifera; Eurotatoria; Philodinida; Philodinidae.